AUGAGGAGUCGCGGUGGUGGCCUCACCGGAGGUCGCCGGUUGCCACACAUCUUGGUGGUCUUAGCUUUGUUGGCUAUUACUAAUGUAGUUUCUGGAGAUACUAGUUAUUUGUAUUCUUCACCUCCGCCUCCUGUGUAUCAAUACAAAUCUCCUCCACCACCUUCUCCGUCUCCACCACCUCCCUAUGAGUAUAAGUCUCCACCACCACCACCAGUGCAAUCGCCUCCCCCACCAUAUGUAUACAAGUCUCCUCCGCCGCCAUCACCAUCACCUCCACCACCAUAUGCUUACAAGUCUCCCCCACCACCCUCACCUUCACCUCCACCACCAUAUGCUUACAAGUCUCCCCCACCACCUUCACCUUCACCUCCACCUCCAUACUAUUACAAAUCUCCACCGCCACCCUCACCUUCCCCUCCGCCACCUUACUACUACAAAUCUCCUCCACCACCUUCAUCAUCCCCUCCUCCACCUUAUUACUAUAAAUCUCCACCACCACCUUCACCAUCUCCUCCUCCACCUUAUUACUAUAACUCUCCACCUCCACCCAAGAAAUCACCACCCCCUCCUUAUUACUACACCUCUCCCCCACCACCAGUUAAAUCACCACCGCCUCCAUACUAUUACUCAUCACCACCACCACCUGUAAAGUCUCCUCCUCCACCCUACUACUACACCUCUCCGCCACCACCCAAGCCAACUCAUUAUUAUCCUCUCCAUUAUGAUCAAUUAGUGGUUAAAGUUGUUGGAAAAGUGUACUGCUUCAAGUGUUACGAUUGGGCAUAUCCUAAGAAAUCCUAUAACAUGAAACAUCUCAAAGGUGCAAUUGUUGAGGUAACAUGUAUGGCCGGUGAAAAGAAAAUUGUGGCAUAUGGAGCCACCAAGAUCAAUGGAAAGUAUAACAUUGAAGUUAAAGGGUUCGACUACAAGAAAUAUGGAGGAAAGGCAUGCAAGGCUAAACUUCACACACCACCCAAGGGUUCCAAGUGUAACAUCCCUACUAACUUUCAUAUGGGCAUUAAGGGUGCUACACUAAGAAUAAAAUCAAAGACACAUUAUGAAGUUGUUCUAUAUGCAAAACCAUUUGCUUAUGCCCCAAAGACUCCUUAUGAGAAAUGUGAGAAGCCCAAACCUACCCUUCUUCCACAUUAUUACAAAUCUCCCCCACCACCAACUUACUACUACAAAUCACCACCCCCUCCUUCACCAUUGCAUACACCAACCUAUUCUUAUAAGUCACCUCCACCACCAUCCACUUAUUACUACAAGUCUCCGCCACCCCCAUCUCCAUCACCACCAGCACCAUAUUAUUACAAAUCUCCUCCUCCACCAUCUCCAUCUCCUCCUCCACCCUACUAUUAUAAGUCUCCACCUCCUCCAUCACCAUCACCCCCGCCACCAUACUUUUAUAAGUCUCCACCACCCCCAUCUCCAUCACCACCACCACCCUACUACUACAAAUCUCCUCCUCCACCCUCACCAUCUCCUCCCCCACCCUACUAUUACAACUCUCCACCUCCUCCAUCACCAUCACCCCCGCCACCAUACUAUUAUAAGUCUCCACCACCCCCAUCUCCAUCGCCACCACCACCCUACUACUACAAAUCUCCUCCUCCACCCUCAUCGUCUCCUCCCCCACCCUACUAUUACAAGUCUCCACCUCCUCCAUCACCAUCACCCCCGCCACCAUACUAUUAUAAGUCACCACCACCCCCAUCUCCAUCGCCACCACCACCCUACUACUACAAAUCUCCUCCUCCACCCUCACCAUCUCCUCCUCCACUCUAUUAUUACAAGUCCCCGCCUCCUCUGUCACCAUCACCCCCACCACCAUACUACUACAAGUCUCCACCACCACCAUCAUCAUCUCCUCCACCUCCAUACUACUAUCAAUCCCCUCCUCCACCAUCUCCUUCUCCCCCUCCACCGUAUUACUACCAUUCACCUCCCCCACCAUCCCCAUCUCCUCCGCAAUCAACAUACAUUUACGCUUCUCCACCCCCUCCAACCAAGUACUAAGCUUUAAUUGCUCUUCUACUUUUUGUUGUAUACCAGAUCUUCCAUUGAAUUGUGGAAUAAAUGAAGGCUUCUUGAAAGGAAGAUUCGGACAUCAUUUACUAUAAUUUAAUUGUUAAAUAAAGUCUUCGUCCUUAUUGUAUCAUUUUAUAUGGAAGAGGUUUUAAAGAGAUUCAUUUCCAUUUGAUCAAAAUUUGUUUGUAGUGGUAAUUGGAAUGUA
Molecule: messenger RNA, 2236 nt
Organism: Ipomoea nil (Japanese morning glory)
Lineage: Eukaryota; Viridiplantae; Streptophyta; Magnoliopsida; Solanales; Convolvulaceae
Product: extensin-2-like
Exons: 5
Coding region: 1-2019 (672 amino acids)
Source: RefSeq, a predicted model, not a curated record